UGAAAGUACGCAUGUUCAGGUAAUACCAGCUAACUGCAAAGGGACAAAGAUUCCUCACUGCCAUCAUCCAUGAUGAACUUAAAAUGGAUACUUCAGAUCUUGCUAUUCAGGUUACAGGAAUCUGAUAAGAUUUGCCCUGGAAGUUUUGCAAAUUGAUGUCUUCCAAACCAGCCCAGUGAUGGGUUCCACAUUUCAGUGGGUGAUGAAUCCUCACAUCCUUAUUUUCCUACAGAUGAUUCAUUUGGUCACAGGCCAGUUUAAAAUCAUUCCUCCUGACAAUCCUGUUGUGGGAGUCAUUGGAAAAGGAGUCAUCCUGCCCUGUCAGCUGAAAGCUAAGACAAUCUCUGAGAGACUUUCUGUCCAGUGGAUAUUUACUACAAACUCUGAAAAAAUUGAUGUGAGCAUUUAUGAUGGAAAAAAUACCCAAAAUCCAGUUACUGAAGACAAGAGAUACCAGGGCAGGACAAAUUUCUUCCAUACUGAAUUUAGUAAGGGAAAUGUGUCUCUUUACCUGAAGAAUGUCAUGGUCUCUGACAAAGGGAAAUACACCUGCAGCGUCUUUUUUGAGAACUGGUAUGAUGAAAUGGUUGUUGAACUGAAUGUGGCAGCUGUAGGUGAGAAGUCUUCUGUUUUCCUGGAUGGUCAUGUGGGUCAGGGCAUUGGCCUCUCCUGCAAGUCCCAAGGAUGGUUUCCAGAGCCCAUAGUAGUAUGGCUGGACAGCAAAGGAGAGAUAUGGAAGGAGAAAGCAACCACCCGAAACGUGGAGACAUCUUCAGGCAUUUUCAAUGUCAUAAGUUCCGUGAACCUAGAAUCCAGAUCUGACACAGAAGUAUCCUGCAGAGUAGUCAAUGACCUACUCAACACAACACGUGAGUCUCGAGUCUUGAUUUCAGAUGCCUUCUUUCCUUCCACUUCACCUUGGAUGACUGCCUUCCUUGUAAUUUUGUUUCUAAAUGCAGCUGUUAUUGCUGCUGUAGCUUAUAAACUGAAGAGUAAUUCUAAAAGAACACUGCAUGCAAAAGAAAUGAAGAAGACCAUGGAAGAAGAAAAAGAAUGUGUGAAGGAAGAAUUAGAGAUACAGAAGAGAACAAAUCAAGCAGCAAUGGAUGAGAACAGACAACGUCUUGAUCGAUACGAGGUUGAUUUGGAUUUCUGGGAGUCUCAGAGCCAUGCAGUACCCAUUACCAUGAAUCCAGACAGCCAAGCCUUAGAGCUCCAAGUGCCUGGAGCGCUGGACCCCAAGAGCAACACCACCUCUGAAUCUGCUGAUCUGAGCGCUCCCUCCACAGUCCGCAUCCUCGUGGGGCAGGGAGGGUUUGCAGCCGGGAAACACUACUGGGAGGUGGAGGUGCCGCAGCAGCAGGACUGGGUGCUGGGGGUAGUGGAGGAGAAAGGGAAACAUGCCGCGGGAGGUAUACUUCCCAUGGAGGACUACUGGGCUCUGCACAGAUCCCAGGGAGAACUUGUCUCUAGCAAAGCAGAUGUUAGGAUUGAGAAGCUGCUGGAUUAUUCGGUGAUUGGUGUGCUUCUGGACUUGGAGGAAAGGCAAGUCAAAUUUUAUGAAGCAGUGCAGAUGGUCCUCCUGGUAACAAUCCCUAUAAGCCUUGGAGAGGAAGUUGCAAAAAGGUUUUACCCCUUUGUACCCAAGAGGGAAAGUACACUCAAACCUUUUGUUCUCCGCCCAGUCAGAAUUCCUGUCCCAUUAAAAGCUCUAUGAAUAGGACUGUGAGAUGAAACGGAUUAGAGAAAGACAGUUCAGUGAGAAGAAGAGGGGGAAAUUUAAGAUCUCAGACAUCAGUAGUGUAAAAUUAAUCCAGAGGAAACACGCGGUGGAAACAAAAAGAAAACGAGAAGAAAACAAGAAAGGAAAAAAAAUCGGAUAAUGUAAAUAAUUAUGGAAUCGAAGUCACAAAACCCUAAAUAGAUGUCUGAGUUCCCAUUACCGGUCAAGAAAGUCUUGCCCUUACAGAAGUGGUUUUAGUUAACUGAAGAAAGACUCGCAAUCUAGGCGGUGUUGUAUAGCCUGCCUUGCCUUCUGCUCUACUCCAGAAGGGUUUGCAUCAUCUUUAAGUCCUGUGUCAUAACUGCUAGCCCAAUGUCUUAGGUAGCCUAAUGCAUGUCAAACAGCACCUGUCUUUAGGCUACCUAAGUUUUAUGCAGUGUUUCACCUUUAUGUUCAAUUGAAUUCCCUCUUGAAAGUUAGCAGAAUUCUACUUUCUCCCUAUCAAGAAAAAAAAUAAAUUUGUUUUGAAGUAAAAGA
Molecule: messenger RNA, 2260 nt
Organism: Dromaius novaehollandiae (emu)
Lineage: Eukaryota; Metazoa; Chordata; Aves; Casuariiformes; Dromaiidae
Product: butyrophilin subfamily 3 member A2-like
Exons: 13
Coding region: 179-1717 (512 amino acids)
Biological process (GO): T cell receptor signaling pathway; regulation of cytokine production
Cellular component (GO): external side of plasma membrane
Molecular function (GO): signaling receptor binding
Source: RefSeq, a predicted model, not a curated record